AUGAAUAGGCCCCUGGAAGGUGAUUGUUCGGUAGAGAUUUUCGGAUUUGAUAGCGUCCAAGGCCGUGAUACUUUCUGGCAUUCUAGUGCUCACAUUCUAGGCCAGGCUCUCGAGCAGGAGUAUGGAUGCAAGCUAUGCAUUGGACCCUGCAAAACCAUAGAUGAGGGUUUCUAUUACGAUGCAUUUUAUCAUGGCGAUCUGGGAUUAAACGACGAUCAUUUUCCACACAUCGAAGAAGGUGCUGCAAAAUCUGCUCUGGAAGGACAACCAUUUGAAAGGAUUCUAGUGACCAAAGAUCAGGCUCUUGAGAUGUUUUCUGAUAAUUUAUUUAAGGUUGAAAUUAUCAAUGACAACUUGGCUGAAGACGAGACCACUACAGUCUACAGAUGUGGCCCAUUGUUUGUUUUCCAAGUUCAUAACUAUCCAGUUUUUUUUUGUUCCUUCACAUCUCAGGCUUCAUCCGCACACUGGAAAGGUGACAAAGACCGCGAAAGCUUGCAGAGAGUGUAUGGGAUAUCUUAUCCGGAUGAUAAGCAACUCAAGGACUAUCUUAAGUCUAUAGAAGAAGCCAAGAUAUAUGACCACAGACUCUCGGGCCAACAGCAGGAACUUUUCUUUUCUCACCCACUCAGUCCUGGAAAUUGUAUCUACCUCCCACAUGGCACUCGCGUCUAUAACAAGUUGAUGGAAUUCUUCAAGAAAGAAUAUUGGAAAAUGGGUUACACUGAGGUCAUUACACCAGUUAUUUACACCAUGGAUUUCUGGGAAACAUCAAGACAUGCUGAAUACUACCAGAAAAAUAUGUUCAAGUUAGAUUUUCAAACACCCGGAUUGACUGUCAUACAUAACUACGGGAUCAAACAUAUGAAUUGCCAGGGUCACUGCUUGAUGUUCCGACACAGUGUUCGCUCAUAUAACGAAUUACCCAUUAAACUGGCUGACUUUGGACCGUUGUAUCAAAAUGAGGCAAGUGAAGAUCUUAGUGGGUUGACCCGUGUCCGACAGUUCCAACAGGAUGAUGCACACAUAUUCUGUAGCGAGACGCAGGUUAAAGAAGAAGUGAGAGGUAUAUUGGAUUUUGUUGACUAUGCUUACACAAAAUUUGGCUUUACCUAUGAGCUAAAGCUUUCAACGCGGCCAAAGAAAUACCUUGGAGAUUUGGAAAAAUGGGACAAAGCUGAGAAAGAUCUUGAAGAAGCACUAAAUGAUUUUGGAAAGACAUGGGUUAAAAACAAAGGAGACGGGGAAUUUUAUGGCCCAAAGAUAGACAUAACAGUGUAUGAUGCAAUGAAAAGGAAAUUCCAGUGUGCUACUAUACAGCUUGAUUUUCACCUUCCUGAUCGCUUCAAACUGGAAUAUUCAGCUGAGGAUGAAACGGAGAUAGAGAGUUCUGUGCUGAUACAUAGAGCGGUGUUGGGCUCUGUUGAGCGUCUUUUUGCCAUAUUGUUGGAACAGUACAAAGGAAAAUUGCCCUUCUGGCUUAGUCCCCGCCAGGCCAUAGUUUGCUCUGUUUCAGAGGAUUCUCGUUCCUACGCAAACAAGGUGAGAGAUCAAAUUCACGAAGCUGGCUACUAUGUUGAUGUUGACACAACAGAUAGAACCGUCAGUGAGAAGGUGCAAGAAGCUCAGGUUGCACAGUACAACUACAUACUGGCCGUGGGUGAUGAAGAGGCUAGAACGGGACAGGUGACUGUUUGGCUAAGAGACGAAAUGAUGAGCUUCGAGACUCUGUUGGAUGAAUUCAAGUUGAAGACGGCCAACUUUCUCUGAGACCCGAUGGGUUUAUGUUUUCUUUGUCUAGUGAUCAUAAGGAUUUGGGUUAAUAAUAAGAAUUAAGAAUUCACAAACCAUUUUGACAAUUAAAACCAAAAUGACAAUCUAGAUUUAUA
Arabidopsis lyrata subsp. lyrata is the source of this 1889-nucleotide messenger RNA. Its product is annotated as threonine--tRNA ligase, mitochondrial 1. Gene Ontology annotation, cellular component: chloroplast; cytoplasm; mitochondrion. Gene Ontology annotation, molecular function: ATP binding; threonine-tRNA ligase activity. The transcript has 18 exons. The record is from RefSeq and is a predicted model, not a curated record. NCBI's taxonomy places the organism in Eukaryota, Viridiplantae, Streptophyta, Magnoliopsida, Brassicales, Brassicaceae. Bases 1 to 1770 code for a protein of 589 amino acids. Gene Ontology annotation, biological process: threonyl-tRNA aminoacylation.